Molecule: messenger RNA, 630 nt
Organism: Musca vetustissima
Lineage: Eukaryota; Metazoa; Arthropoda; Insecta; Diptera; Muscidae
Product: attacin-A-like
Exons: 2
Coding region: 1-627 (208 amino acids)
Biological process (GO): defense response to bacterium
Cellular component (GO): extracellular region
Source: RefSeq, a predicted model, not a curated record
AUGUUCUCAAAAUACAUUGGAAUAAUUGCGGUCUUGGCCACAUUGGCUGUUGCAAAUGCUCAAUUCGGUGGUUCCAUAACUUCGAAUAGUCGCGGAGGGGCAGAUGUAUUUGCACGUGCGGGUCAUCAGUUUGGCGAUAACAAUAGAAAUUUUGGCGGUGGUGUCUUUGCCAGUGGAAAUACAUUAGGUGGGCCUACAACAAGAGGAGCAUUUCUAUCGGGAAAUGCAGAUCGCUUUGGUGCCACGCUAUCACAUUCUAAAACUGAUAAGUUUGGUUCGACAUUUUCACAGAAUGUGAACGCUAACCUCUUUCAAAACGAUCGACACAAACUGGAUGCCAAUGCCUUUCAUAGUCGUACACAUUUAGACAAUGGUUUCAAAUUUAGUAAAGUCGGGGGUGGUCUUGACUAUAAUCAUGCCAAUGGACAUGGAGCUUCAGUGACAGCUUCCCGGAUACCCCAAUUGAAGAUGAAUACAGUCGAUGUAACAGGCAGAGCUAAUUUAUGGAAGUCUCGUGAUCAAGCCACAAGUUUAGAUUUGACAGGUGGUGUGUCGAAGAAUUUCGGUGGUCCCUUUAAUGGUCAAACUAAUAAACAUGUUGGUGUUGGUUUAAGUCAUAAUUUUUAAAAU